AAACGGUCUCAAACCACCGCGGAAUAAGGACGUGCGUGUUAUCGUAAGGACGUAAGUGCUGUCAAAAAAUAUAUCGAUACAAUGAAGUUGGCGCCGUUUGAUGUGAAGAAUGAGAACUAUCAUUUGGGCCAUUUGUUUUUGGAUGCGUUGAGAACAGCGAAGCAGGAUGAAAUUUUACAGAUAGACGCGGCUACUGAGGAGAGCGAGACUUAUGCCUCAGUCCUGGCUCGUACCAUCCAACUGGCCAGGUGCUUCAGAAAGCUCGGAGCCAAGCCAGGAGAUGUGCUCGCUUUGGGCGGGAAGAACCACUUGGAUCUGCACAUACCGUACUACGCUGCGCUUCUGAAUGGCUACCCUUUAACUGGAGUAGACCCUAUGUUUAAAUACACUGAAAUUAAGAAGCUCUUCAAGAUAUGCUUGCCAAGGAUAGCUUUCUGUCAGAAGGAGUUACUGGAAGCAUAUGAUCAGGUUGUGGAAGAAUUGGGCCUGAACACCGAAAUCAUUUGCUUCGAUGAAGGAGACCGCUCCCUGGCGAAUUUCAUCAAAAAAUACGACGACAAUGAUGGAGAGGAAUUCUUGCCCGCGAUAUUAGACAGGAAUAAGAGUUAUGCGUGGCUGAUCAGCACGGGAGGAACCACUGGUGUCGUCAAACUAGCUGCCAUCACCCACAUGAGUCUCAUGAUCAAGUUGGAGCAUAUGAAGGUCUUCUUCCCGAACUAUACUCGCUCUACCAAUAGUGAAUAUAAUAUGGGGUGGAACAUAUCUCCCGUGCAAUGGAUUUCGGGUUUCUACGGUGCGAUCACGAUGCCUCUACAACGUCAUAUCAAACUGCAAUCCUCUCAACCUACAACAUCAGAACACGUUAUAGAUAUGAUCAAUAAAUAUAAGCCCGUAAGUGCGUUCCUGAGUCCAUAUUUAGCAACAAUACUGCUUAAGAGCGAGAAAAAAUGUGACUUCUCUUGCUUCGAUAUCUUAAUGAUUUCGGGAGGAAAAGUGCAUAAAGAUAUGCAUCUGGCAUGGAGAAAAAAAGUUCGUCCAGGGGUUCCAGUAGUAGAAAUGUAUGGCCAAACUGAGAAUUUGGGAGCUGUGUUCACUGGACAGCCGGAUGGACCCAUCGGAAAUUGUGGAACCGCAGUGCCAUCUCUGACGCAAAUCAAGUUGGUUGAUCCUGACACGGGUAAAGAAGUAACUGAACCGAAUGUACCGGGAGAGUUGUGGACAAAGGGACCUCGCUUUACGGAGUAUUACAAUAACCCAGAAGAGACUGCGGAGGUUUUCACGGAAGACGGCUGGUUCAAAACCGGUGACAUCAUGCGCAGAGACGAGAAUGGAUACUUUUUCUUUGUCGAAAGGUUGAAGAUGCUCAUCAAAUACAAAGCUUACCAUAUAAUCCCCCCAGAAAUCGAGGCAGUAAUCCGGGAGCACCCAGCAGUGUACGAAGUUAGCGUCACCAGCGUGCCUCAUGAGGAGGAUGGAGAGCAUGCCGUCGCGUGCGUCAUGAGGAAGCCUGGUACCAACGUUACGGCUGAUGAGAUCAAGGACCUUGUUGCUAGUAAAUUAUCAGACUCACAAAGACUACGAGGUGGCGUGAUCUUCAUGGACCAGAUUCCUAUGACUUCGAGUGGAAAGGUAGCGCGCGGCAAACUUCGACAAUUGGUGCAGACGCUCCAUAGAGAAUAGAAGAGAUAUACCGUAGUUGAUAUUCUUAGCUCAAAUUACUCAAAUGCUACCCAACUUUAAGUAUUACUUAAAACUAAAGCUGUAAGUCUUUCUGUCGCAAUUAUUUACGUCAGUUAUUUACAUACACAUACAUGUUAUAUAGUUAUUUUUUAUUAUUUUUUAAGUGUGACAACCACAGUGUGAUGUUUAAAUUCAUUAUUCAGCUGUUAUUAUAAAAUAAUUUUUAUAAUAAAAUGUUGAUUUCUGUAAUCAUUUUGCAACAAUGACUGAUUUUGAUGAGAAAGUUGUAGGUACUAAUUGGUUUUUAAAACAAAGAAGAAAAUUAUAAGAAAUGUAAGUUACCAUGUUAUUGCAGUAUUUUAUGUAGAAAGUGCGAGUAUGACUCGUUGUACCUAUGUCUAAAUAAAUAGGAUAAUGUUAAGUAUUUAUAAGUAUCUUUAUGAGUUUUGUAAAUGAAUUGUAUAAAUUAAUUGUUUUU
Messenger RNA from Helicoverpa zea (corn earworm), 2158 nucleotides. RefSeq names its product luciferin 4-monooxygenase-like. Gene Ontology annotation, biological process: fatty-acyl-CoA biosynthetic process; long-chain fatty acid metabolic process. Lineage: Eukaryota; Metazoa; Arthropoda; Insecta; Lepidoptera; Noctuidae. Gene Ontology annotation, molecular function: long-chain fatty acid-CoA ligase activity. The record is from RefSeq and is a predicted model, not a curated record. The coding region runs from base 82 to 1680 and encodes 532 amino acids. The transcript has 11 exons.